Molecule: messenger RNA, 1024 nt
Organism: Acanthopagrus latus (yellowfin seabream)
Lineage: Eukaryota; Metazoa; Chordata; Actinopteri; Spariformes; Sparidae
Gene: fam177a1a
Product: family with sequence similarity 177 member A1
Exons: 5
Coding region: 79-717 (212 amino acids)
Source: RefSeq, a predicted model, not a curated record
UUCUGAAAAAGUCAGACCGGAAGUGAUGCCAGCACUACACAGACAACAAGCUCGUUGUGAGGGGACUGAGUGAGUGAGAUGGCAAAUGUGUCGUUGUAUUUGACUAAUGUCAACGUUUCACUGGGACAAACUAUGGAAACCGAUAAGUGUCCAGGAGGGGAGGCAGACUUUGAGACUGUGGAGAUGGACGACUCUGCGGGGAGACCGCAGGGGAGGGUGAAGGUUCCCCGCAGGACCAUCUUCUUUGCCAGUGGAGAGACCAUGGAGGAGUACAGCACCGAUGAAGAGGAAGAAGAGGAGGAGCCUUCGAAGAAAGACCUCAUUACUGUAGAUUCGUCCAAACUGACCUGGGGUCCAUAUUUCUGGUUCCAAAUGUGGAGAAUGGCAACAUCCACUGUCUCAGUGUGUGACUACAUGGGAGAGAGACUGGCCUCUCUGUUCGGCAUCACUACUCCUAAAUACCAGUAUGCCAUCGAUGAGUACUACCGCAUGAAGAAAGAGGAGGAGGAGGAAGAGGAGGAGAACCAUCUGUCUGAGAUGGCAGAGCGUCGCUUUGCGGAGCAGCAGAGAGGUGAGCCGGACGAUCGUCAUCCUGCUACUGUGGAGCAGCCGGAAGCAUCCAGGGCUUCUUUUGUAAACAUCAGCUUUGACCUGGAGCCAGAGCCUCCUCUCAACACCACAGACACCAACAGAGUCCCAUCUCCCCUCCCCUCCUGAAGUUUAACCACUGGCAUUCAUACAUUUCUAUCAGUUGGCAAAACCUUCAUUUAUUUAGCUCUAUAGAUUAAUACUAUUGUUAUUUUUCUAUGUUUUUAUUUUAUACUUAGAGAUCUUAGUACACAGUGCAGGGACUAAUUAAAGGGCUGUGGAAGUGGCAGCACUGGCCUUAUAUGUGAAUGUUAAUUUGUAUAUAGUGUGAAAUCCUAUGCAAGUCUGAGAUGUAUUAUUGAGCUAGUUGCGUAGACCAAGCUGGGACUGGGCUCAACUCUUUAGGAGAUGAAAUAAAUGCUGGAUUUUAAUCUUA